This is a messenger RNA of Anguilla anguilla (European eel), 2650 nucleotides long. RefSeq names its product aldehyde dehydrogenase 8 family, member A1 (gene aldh8a1). Lineage: Eukaryota; Metazoa; Chordata; Actinopteri; Anguilliformes; Anguillidae. Gene Ontology annotation, molecular function: retinal dehydrogenase (NAD+) activity. The record is from RefSeq and is a predicted model, not a curated record. The transcript has 7 exons. The coding region runs from base 870 to 2510 and encodes 546 amino acids. Gene Ontology annotation, biological process: retinoic acid metabolic process.
GCCUUGGAAAUGAGGUGUAAGUGUAGCCCUCCAGAAUCUGUUUUUGAGAUUCCUACUACUGAGCUGCUGUGUUUCACCUGAGUUCUUCUCAGCUUUAAAGGGCAGAAAAUCAGUUAGUCAGUGCAGGUAGCCCGUGUGCUCUUUGUGAUGUUGCGAAAAUAAACAGUGUGGUCAUGUGACCUGUGACGCUGAGGUGGGGAGAGCGGUGUAAACUGCGUACGUGAGUUCAUCUUGGAGGAACGGCUCCUCGUUCUGGAGUCACCUGGAAUUUAAAAAAGGUGAGUGAGACUUUGCCUGAUCCGAUAUGUGUGAUAAUGGCGCCAUCUUCCGGCUGGCUGUUGUUACUGUUACGGGUGAAUGGUCUCGGGUUAUAGCAAUCGAGCAAUGUAGAAAAUGCACCGACUUCAGUUUGAAAGAUAAAAUUGCGUUUAUACUGCAUUCGAGUUGAAUGAAGUACGGAAGUUCUUUACUUUCAUAUGUUCGGCCCAGGUUAAAAAUGUGAAGAUUAACUGGAGAACCACUUGGGUCUGAUCAGUGUAAUGUAAAUAACGUGUGCACGCUAAAUUAACUGAUGACAAAUUAUGUUUAUUUUUUGUAUUUGGGGGAAUGCCCCGGAAUAAACACUCGUAACCCGGCUGUGUGGCACAAGUGUAACCGCCCCCCGCCGUUCAUAGAAACCGUCGGUUCUCUUUUUCCAUGGUAAGGUCAAAAGGCACGUAUUUCACCACAGCCGUGUUUUGCUCAAUGAACAACCGGUACACGCCGUCGUCCUAUCCUCCAUACUCUCACGAUUGGUACAACUUCUUGUCAAGCAUUCUGUCGCGGAGGCGCUAUUGGUCGUGGCAAUUCAUGCACUUGACGCGUAAAAUAUGGAUUGUAGAGAGGCGGGGCUAGACGCAUCAUCCAGCGCUCACCGUUUAAUAUGUAAAUCUCAGCACGCGAUUCUCAACUCAGGAUCCAGGUUGCACCUGCUACGGCGUAGUUUUGCUUUCUGCGUUGCGAGAAAAACAUUUCCCCAAGAGAAUCCUUUCGCAGUCAUGCCCAAAAUGGCUGAUAACCGGACUCAUUUGAUUCUGGAGAAUUACAUAGGAGGAAAAUUCGUGCCCUGCUCCAGGUUUAUAGAUUCCUAUGAUCCAUCCACGGGCGAGGUGUACUGCAGAGUUCCGGACAGCGACAAGGAAGAGGUGGAGGCGGCAGUGAAGGCCGCCCAGGAGGCCUUCCCGGAGUGGGCCUCCCGGAGUCCGGCCGAGCGGGCCAAAGUCCUCCACAAACUGGCCGACCUCAUCGACGCCCACCUGGAGGAGUUCGCCCAGGCCGAAUCCAAAGACCAAGGGAAGACGGUGACCUUCGCCCGCACCGUGGACAUCCCCCGAUCCGCCUACAACUUCCGCUUCUUCGCCUCCUCCGUCCUGCACCACACCACCGACUGCAGCCAGAUGGACCACAUGGGCUGCAUGAACUACACAGUGCGCAGUCCCGUGGGCGUGGCUGGACUGAUCAGCCCCUGGAACCUGCCCCUCUACCUCCUCACCUGGAAGAUCGCUCCAGCCAUCGCCGCGGGCAACACGGUGGUGGCCAAGCCCAGCGAGAUGACGUCAGUCACGGCCUGGAUGAUGUGCAAACUGCUGGAGGAGGCUGGUAUGCCCCCCGGCGUGGUGAACAUCGUGUUCGGGACGGGCCCGCGGGCGGGGGACGCCCUGGUGUCUCACCCCGAGGUGCCCCUCAUCUCCUUCACCGGCAGCACCGCCACGGCCAGGGUCAUCACCGAGCACAGCGCCCCCUACUGCAAGAAGCUGUCCCUGGAGCUGGGCGGCAAGAACCCGGCCGUCGUCUUCCAGGACGCCGACCUGGAGGAGUGCAUCGCAACCACCGUCCGCUCCAGCUUCUCCAACCAGGGGGAAAUCUGUCUGUGCACCAGCAGGAUCUUUGUGGAGCGGAGCAUCUACCCAGAAUUCCUGCAGAGGUUCGUGGAAGCUGCUCGGCAGUUGAAAACGGGGGUUCCCACGGAUACGGGCAGCAACAACGGAGCCCUUAUCAGCAAAGAGCACUUAGAAAAGGUCAGGGGUUACGUGAAGCUGGCCCUGGCGGAGGGAGGCAAGGUGCAUUGUGGGGAAGGCGUGGACGCCCUGGACCUCCCGGAGCGGUACAGGAGCGGCUACUUCAUGGCCCCGACGGUGAUCAGCGACGUGGCGGACGACUCGCGGUGCAUGCAGGAGGAGAUCUUCGGCCCCGUGACCUGCGUGGUGCCCUUCGACGGCGAGGCCGAGGUCGUCCGCCGCGCCAACGGGGUCAAGUACGGCCUGUCGGCCACCGUCUGGUCGCGGGACGUGGGGCGGGUCCACCGGGUGGCCCGGGGACUGCAGGCGGGCCUGGUCUGGACCAACUGCUGGCUCAUCCGGGACCUGAACCUGCCGUUCGGGGGCAUGAAGUGUUCGGGGAUCGGCCGGGAGGGGGCCCGAGACUCCUACCACUUCUUCACCGAGGUGAAGACCAUCACUGUGAAACACUGAGCUACCGCACGUCAGCCGUUCCCCCGUGUGCCCUCACCAUCUCUACCGCACCUGAUUCAACACGCUGCAGCGACCGCUUCAACCUUCCCCAUGACCGAUUUGACCUUCACAAUGAUCGCUUCGACCUUCCCCAUGACCGA